This is a messenger RNA of Peromyscus eremicus (cactus mouse), 1644 nucleotides long. RefSeq names its product frizzled related protein (gene Frzb). Gene Ontology annotation, molecular function: Wnt-protein binding. The coding region runs from base 568 to 1539 and encodes 323 amino acids. Gene Ontology annotation, biological process: canonical Wnt signaling pathway; non-canonical Wnt signaling pathway. The record is from RefSeq and is a predicted model, not a curated record. Lineage: Eukaryota; Metazoa; Chordata; Mammalia; Rodentia; Cricetidae. The transcript is spliced from 6 exons. Gene Ontology annotation, cellular component: cytoplasm.
AGGAGCAGCUGCAAGCCAAGACGCGCUGACCUCCCCUGAGCUCCUCCGGCUGCUUGCAGGAUCUUCCCGACCCUGCAAGACUUGGCAAACUCCUACCUCCGCUCCCCAUUAGUUCCCCACCGCACCAGGCUCCUCCCUCGGGGUCUCUCAUCCUUCUCACUUUGCAGAAUUCAUCGCUUCUUCCAACACCUUUUUGUAACACCCCAGAGCUCCGAGUCCCUUAGCUGAAUUCGACUUUUGUUUUUAUUUUCUCUCUCGCUUCCUUUUUCUGCCUCUCUCAUCUGAUUGAUGUGCGGAGGCUGAUGCCUCUGCCAGAGUGAGAGGAAUAAAUAGAUGCUGCCUCGCCCAGAGGCUUAGACGCCUGGGAAGAGCAGCCAGCGCAGCAAGGCACUGGGCUCGGCCAAGUGUGUGGACCGGACCGGAGGACUUGGAUCCAAGAGAGCUGUGAUUGAUUGUCGGAGGGGACAGCUCCCAGGUCGUUGUGCUCACCCCCGGAGCGCAGGAGACCGCGGAACGCGCCCCUCGCGUCCGCCGCCCGGCUGCGCCCUAUCCCAUCCUGCCGGGAUCAUGGUUUGCAGCGGCCCGGGACCGAUGCUGCUGUUACGGGCUGGGCUGCUAGUCCUGGCUGCGCUCUGCCUGCUCCAGAUCCCCGGAGCCCGGGCAGCAGCCUGUGAGCCCGUCCGCAUCCCCUUGUGCAAGUCCCUGCCCUGGAACAUGACCAAGAUGCCCAACCACCUGCACCACAGCACCCAGGCUAACGCCAUCCUGGCCAUCGAACAAUUCGAAGGUCUGCUGGGCACCCAUUGCAGCCCGGAUCUGCUCUUCUUCCUCUGCGCCAUGUAUGCACCCAUCUGCACCAUCGACUUCCAGCACGAGCCCAUCAAGCCCUGCAAGUCUGUGUGUGAGCGCGCCCGGCAGGGCUGCGAGCCCAUCCUCAUCAAGUACCGUCACUCGUGGCCAGAGAGCCUGGCCUGCGAGGAGUUGCCUGUGUACGACCGUGGCGUGUGCAUCUCUCCCGAGGCCAUCGUCACCGCUGACGGAGCGGAUUUUCCUAUGGAUUCUAGUACUGGACACUGCAGAGGGUCAAGCAGCGAACGCUGCAAAUGUAAGCCUGUCAGAGCUACACAGAAGACGUAUUUCCGGAAUAACUACAACUAUGUCAUCCGGGCCAAAGUUAAAGAGGUAAAGGCCAAGUGUCAUGAUGUGACCGCUGUUGUGGAGGUGAAAGAGAUUGUAAAAGCAUCUCUGGUGAGCAUCCCAAAGGACACCAUCAAUCUCCACACCACCUCUGGCUGCCUCUGCCCCCCACUCCAUGUCAAUGAGGAAUACAUCAUCAUGGGCUACGAAGAUGAGGAACGCUCCAGGUUACUCUUGGUGGAAGGCUCUAUAGCUGAGAAGUGGAAGGACCGGCUUGGGAAGAAAGUCAAGCGCUGGGAUAUAAAACUCCGCCAUCUUGGACUGGGUAAAACGGAUGCUAGCGAUGCCACUCAGAGUCAGAAGUCUGGCAGGAACUCUAACCCCCGGCCAGCGCGAAGCUGAGUCCUGAAACGCAAAAGGCCACACCCAUGGACUCCCUAAGACUCGCAUUGCUGGACUAGCAAAGGCAAAUUGCACGAUUGCACUCACGACCUAUUGUUUACUACA